Messenger RNA from Dibothriocephalus latus, 810 nucleotides. Lineage: Eukaryota; Metazoa; Platyhelminthes; Cestoda; Diphyllobothriidea; Diphyllobothriidae. The record is from the annotation of a GenBank genome assembly.
AUGAAUGAGAAGAGGGACCCUAUUGCUUACGUCUACAGUGCUUUUGACUCUUCGCAGGUGAUACGAAUCUGGGAUUUCAACUCUGGUAGAUGCAUCUACCUGUUCGAUGGGGGACCCUGUGAUAAUGCCGUGACCUGCAUGAGCUUCGACCUGGCCGGCAGACGCCUUCUCACUGCUGGGCAAGAUGGCAUUAUCCGAAUUUGGAAUUAUCACUCGGGUGCCUGUCUUCAGGAAAUGUGCGCUGGUGAAACCAAUGAUAAAAACUCUGAAAUUUCUAACGUACAGUGUGUUCAAAUUGGGUUCAAUAGAUUCGUUGUGUCGGUGGGUUGGGAUCGGCAUAUUAACCUCUACACGGACAGCCGCGAGGAUAUAGUCGCACGUAAAGAGUGCAUCGGACAGCUACAACGGCCAGUUCCGCACUGGGGACAUGAUCUCACUAAAGGACACACGGAAGACAUUCUGGCGCUAGCUGUGGGUUCUAGCUCCGGCUUCCUGGCUACGGGGGACUUUGCAGGCGAAAUUCUAGUCUGGAACACGGUGAGCGGGCACAUCUUCAAACGGCUUUCGGCGAUACCGCCCGUCGAGCGAGACUCCAGUUGGACCUCAAUGAGUGUCACCUCGAGGACGAAGAGCAGAACCAGCGCAGGUUGGGGUCCCCGAAGCGCCUGCAAGGGUGCUGAGCUUUCACGUUCGACAACCUUCGCGACAAUGUCAGCCUCCACGAAGACCACGGAGACUACGUCCACUACACGAGUGUCUUCUGAUUACCCGAGGAGACGGUUAGAAGGCGCAGCGCGUAAGUGGAAAUAA